AUGAGUACGAAUAAAGAUAAACAAGCGGUGAAGAAUCGGAAGGAUCUCAGCGAUGCCGGCACGAGUUGGAUCGAGUCGGGCGUGAAUAUGAAGCCGACACACGAGGACAUGGAUUGGUAUCAUGGAUUGUUGCCGAGAGCCGAUAUUAACAAACUACUCGAGAAUGAUGGCGAUUUUCUCGUCAGGACCACACAUAAAGAUAAGGAUGGCCUCACAAUUAUUCUAUCUGUCAAAUGGAAUGGAAAAUGCCAUCAUUAUCCAUGUGUCGAGCUUCCAGAUGGCACCAUUCUUGUGGACGACAAGCGAUUCGAUAGUGUUCUCGACAUGAUCACCUCAUUGAAAACCAAAAAGACGCCAGUCUCGAAAGAAGUCGGCGCGAUUCUCAUCAAUCCGAUAAUGAAGCAGGAAUGGGAAUUGAGGCACGAUCAGAUAUCACUUGGCAAAAUGCUCGGCGAGGGCGCAUUCGGAGGCGUCUACCGCGCAACAAUGUACCAUAAAGGUCGCAAAAUUCCAGUGGCUGUCAAAGUGAGCAAAGGCAACACGAAAAUGAGCACGAAGAGCAUGAUCGAGGAGGUGUGCAAGGAGGCGAGAAUCAUGCGAAAAUACCAACAUCCGAAUAUCGUCAACUUCUAUGGUGUCUGCGUCGAAAGGGAACCUAUAAUGCUCGUAAUGGAGCUCGCCAACAUGGGAGCUCUUGACUCGUAUCUUCAAAAUGAGAAGAAUAAUGUGACACUGAGAGAUAAGAUGAGAUUCUCGUUGGAUGCCGCCAAAGGACUCGAGUAUUUGCACCAGCAUGGAUGCAUUCAUAGGGACGUGGCCGCGAGAAAUUUUCUCGUCCACAAGUGUAGUGUGAAAAUUAGCGAUUUCGGUUUGUCGAAACAGCUAUCGGAUCAUGCGCACAAGUAUAAGUUGAAGGACCUUCACCAAAAGCUGCCGAUUCGCUGGCUGGCUCCUGAGGUCAUGGCCUCAGCGACCUACACCUUCAAAUCCGAUGUGUUCUCAUUUGGAAUUUUGCUAUGGGAGAUUUUCAUGGACGGCGCAAUUCCAUAUCCGGGCAUGACACUGGCCGAAGUCAGCCGAGAAGUGCGAAAAGGCUAUCGAAUGGAGCCGCCCGACCGAAUGCCGACGUUUGUGCGAACGGUGAUGAUCAAUCAGUGUUUUCCAAACAAUCCCGAGGAUCGUGGGAAUAUGACGGAGAUUCGAAACGCAAUUGAGAAUAUGCUUGAGGGCAGGAUUUCAGCGUUCCAAAACAUGCGGUCGGUCUAUUAUAGGACAUGA
Messenger RNA from Caenorhabditis bovis, 1278 nucleotides. The record is from the annotation of a GenBank genome assembly. NCBI's taxonomy places the organism in Eukaryota, Metazoa, Nematoda, Chromadorea, Rhabditida, Rhabditidae.